Molecule: messenger RNA, 492 nt
Organism: Notechis scutatus (mainland tiger snake)
Lineage: Eukaryota; Metazoa; Chordata; Lepidosauria; Squamata; Elapidae
Source: RefSeq, a predicted model, not a curated record
AUGGGCUUUUUGCUGGAUGGAAAGAGGGAAGGUAGCAAGAGACUACAGAUCUUGCUACACCUGGAGGAGUACAAACACUGGGUGGUGAAACAGACGAUGGACAGCGAAAGCUUUAAAAGCCCCACCUCAUCUGAAGAGGAUCUUAAGAGAUUCAGUGCAUCAACCUCGACAUUAUUAAGAAUCAAGAAACUUCCCAUCGAUGCUGCUGAAUGGGAAAGCUAUUUUGACGAGAGUGGGCAGAUUCUCAAGUCACAAAACUAUGUGGCUUCCCAAAUUUUGGAGAAGGGGUUGGAUCUUUCUGUGAGAUCAGAAGCUUGGAAAUUCCUCACCGGCUACUAUCCCUGGAAGAGUUCCUAUGAUGAGAGGCUCACAACUGACAGCGUGAGACGGAAAAGCUAUGAAUCCCUGUGCAACAUGUACACCAAGAUCGAACCACUGCUGGAAACAGAGCAUCGAGACUUCACAGAAGUCCAGAAUUUUAUACCUGUCUAA